Molecule: messenger RNA, 999 nt
Organism: Camponotus floridanus (Florida carpenter ant)
Lineage: Eukaryota; Metazoa; Arthropoda; Insecta; Hymenoptera; Formicidae
Gene: mRpL32
Product: 39S ribosomal protein L32, mitochondrial
Exons: 5
Coding region: 205-813 (202 amino acids)
Biological process (GO): translation
Cellular component (GO): mitochondrial large ribosomal subunit
Molecular function (GO): structural constituent of ribosome
Source: RefSeq, a predicted model, not a curated record
UCUAUCUUUAUCUGAGAGUGCUCAACUUCACACGUGAAGGCAAGUUGAAUGUUGAAUCGUGUGAUCUGUUUUCGAAAGACGGAUUUUUGAUUUGACAUUUGUAAAGGUGUACGCUCUCUAUUUACAAAUAAUUAUUAUUCAUUCUCCGAUUGUAUUUACACCGAACAUCUUUUUGCAACGUUUGGUAUAUAUAUCAAACUUAAAAUGGCAAGCGGCUUAAUAAACAGGUUAUGUUCGGUUUUUCAAAGAUUUGAGCAGACAAUUUUUCAAACAAUUUUUGGUCGCGGCUUUCCUCCAGGAUUAUGUGCAAUUGAUUGCGGCAGUUUCUCGAAUGAAUCAAAACUAUCUAAUCAUUUUGGUAAUCGAUCUCUAGAAGAAAUUCUCAAGAAUGGAAUUCUUUGGGCUGUUCCAAAAAAGCGACGUACUAAAGAAAAGAGAUUAAGCAGAAGAUUUGGAGUUGAAAAAUACUUCUGGAAGCCACCUGUUCCAAAAACUGAUCUAUUAAUAUGUGUAAAUUGUGGUCACAAUUAUGAAGCUGGCCGUUUGUGUGGACACUGUUAUGAAAAGGUGAAGCUUGAAACCAAGGAAAUACAGAAAGCCAUACAAAAAGAAUUGAGUCUACAGCCAGUAGAAAAAAAUGUAAUUGUAUUAUAUGAUGGAGAAAAGGAUGAUAAAACAUAUCAAUUCUGGAAGAACCAAAGAGUAAUAGAAAUGCCGAAAAAAAGACCUUCAUGGUUUCAUCGAAACUUACUUGAGCCUACGACACAAAAGCCAUCGAAUAAAAAAGAUGUUAAACCUACACAUCUUGCAUAAGGUUCUGCAGGGUCCUUUUUAAUCUAGUUUGCUGCCCCAGUAAGGCAUCUUUAGUUUGGGACAACCGAAUUUCAACCUGUUUCAAUUGUUCCAAUGAAUCUGUAUCAGAAUCUUCUGGAUACGUAAAACCGAUUUUUUGUAAAUUUAAUUCUGAGUUAUUUUGUAACUCCACCAUCUGUACAAAAU